AUGGAGACUGCAUACAAGACCUGGGAGCUCGACAACAAUGUGAAGCUGGUGGAUCCCCAAAGAGACGCCCUCUACACCUACGAUGUCGCCGAGCAGAAAAAGAUCAACGACGACAAGCCAUGGAAAUCUGAUCCCCAUCAUUUCAAAAAUGUGCGAAUUUCAGCCGUGGCUCUGCUAAAAAUGGUGAUGCAUGCGCGGUCUGGCGGCGACAUUGAAGUCAUGGGCUUGAUGCAAGGCAAGAUCUCAGGAGAUACUUUCAUUGUUACCGAUGCUUUCCGAUUACCGGUGGAAGGCACGGAAACCCGAGUCAACGCUCAAGACGAGGCGAACGAGUACAUGGUCGGAUACCUACAAGCUUGUCGUGAUCAGGGGAAACUAGAAAACGCUGUUGGAUGGUAUCACAGCCAUCCGGGCUACGGAUGUUGGCUCAGUGGUAUUGAUGUCGGUACACAAGCGACUCAGCAGACGUUCAGCGAUCCUUUCCUUGCUGUAGUUAUUGAUCCAGACCGCACAAUCUCGGCUGGCAAAGUCGAAAUUGGUGCUUUCAGGACAUACCCAGAGGACUACAAGCCAGCAGAGUCUGACGGCGCCGGUGAUGGAUACCAGACCAUUCCUUUAGCGAAGGUAGAAGACUUCGGUGCUCACGCAAGUAGAUACUAUUCUCUUGAGGUCUCACACUAUAAAAGCACUCUUGAUGCCAAUUUGUUGGACCAGCUGUGGAAUAAAUACUGGGUGCAGACUCUGAGUCAAAGCCCACUGUUUACAAACCGAGAGUAUAGUAGCAAGCAAAUGCUUGACCUCAGCUCUAAAGUUCGAGAGGCGGGAAGUAUGAUCUCGCGAAUGAGGGGCCCCCAAGGGGCACAGGGAAAUAAAGCAAUGGACGAGAAAAUGGUCAAGGCUGUCAAAGACGGCAAUAAGAUUGCUACAGAGGAAGUCACCGGGUUAAUGGCUGGAGAAAUUAAGGCUAAGCUUUUCAAUGGCCUGGGGGUUGCAGCAAGACCAACAGCACCUGCUACUGAGCCGGUGGUGGAUACUUGA
Molecule: messenger RNA, 1038 nt
Organism: Glarea lozoyensis ATCC 20868
Lineage: Eukaryota; Fungi; Ascomycota; Leotiomycetes; Helotiales; Helotiaceae
Product: JAB1/MPN
Exons: 2
Coding region: 1-1038 (345 amino acids)
Biological process (GO): protein deneddylation
Cellular component (GO): COP9 signalosome; cytoplasm
Molecular function (GO): protein binding; deNEDDylase activity; metallopeptidase activity
Source: RefSeq, a predicted model, not a curated record